UCGAUAGCCAGAAGACAACUCUGUUCGAGCUGUCAAAAUGUAGUGCGGCCAACUUCACAUCCCUUUUCUCUCUUUUUGACGUGCUCUUUACAAUUAGCGCUCCAAAAUGACGAUUCGCCCAGCGUACCGGCCCAAGAUCAUCAAGAAGCGCACCAAGCACUUCAUCCGUCACCAGUCGGAUCGUUAUGCCAAGUUGUCGCACAAAUGGCGCAAGCCUAAGGGUAUUGACAACAGAGUGCGUCGUCGCUUCAAGGGCCAAUACUUGAUGCCCAACAUCGGUUACGGCUCCAACAAGCGCACCCGUCAUAUGCUGCCCACUGGCUUCAAGAAAUUCCUGGUGCACAAUGUGCGAGAGCUGGAGGUCCUGCUUAUGCAGAACCGCGUCUACUGCGGUGAGAUCGCUCACGCCGUCUCCUCAAAGAAGCGCAAGGAAAUCGUCGAGCGCGCCAAGCAGCUGUCGAUCCGUCUAACGAAUCCCAACGGACGUCUGCGUUCUCAAGAGAACGAGUAACCUUAAGAUUGAAAUGCUCUUUGUCGAGUUAUUGUAACGUGGUCGGAAUACAAAAUUUGAAACGUUAAAAGUGAAAA
Messenger RNA from Drosophila miranda, 588 nucleotides. It is a transcript of the gene RpL32, whose product is annotated as 60S ribosomal protein L32. Gene Ontology annotation, biological process: translation. The record is from RefSeq and is a predicted model, not a curated record. The transcript is spliced from 3 exons. Gene Ontology annotation, cellular component: cytosolic large ribosomal subunit; ribosome. Gene Ontology annotation, molecular function: structural constituent of ribosome. Bases 107 to 511 code for a protein of 134 amino acids. NCBI's taxonomy places the organism in Eukaryota, Metazoa, Arthropoda, Insecta, Diptera, Drosophilidae.